CUCCGUCCGUCUCUCUCCAUACUCCACCUGAAACCAUUGAUCUCAAGACAUACACAGUUUCUUUGAUAACAUUCCAUCUUCUUCGACUGCCUCAUUGACCUCAGGAUGGAAACUGAAGAGGAUGUUCUGAACUUAAAUGAAGAUGCAGACUACCUGAGUGGAGAUGAGCUAAUGGAUGAAAAUGAAGAUGAUGAUGAAGCAUUAGCAGUGGAGGAUACUCUCAUGAGCACAGCUGAAACCCGCAAAAAAAGAGGAGGCAAACGCAGACACUCCAGAUGCUGGAAGCACUUUGCUAUAAUAGGAGAGAAGUAUCCAGAUGGUACAAAUGACGUCGAGUGUAAAUUCUGCAAACUCAGCUACUUCUUAAACCUGCGUAGGAGUGGAACUUCUAGUCUUCUGUUGCCAGGGUUAGUCAUGGAUGUUGCAACAAGAUGGAAUUCCACCCAUCUUAUGCUAGACAUAGCAAUCAUCUAUAGAGAAGCCUUCCGCCAACUUGCUGAAGUUGAGGCAUGUUAUCAGUUCUGUCCAAAUGAAUUGGAGUGGGAGAGGGCAGAGUUGAUUCGCGAUUUCUUGGCUCCUUGCGCUGAGAUGACCAAUCUGAUUUCAGGAUCUUUUUAUCCGACAGCUAACCUCUAUUUUAUGCAAGUGUGGAUGAUCGAGAACUGGCUGAGAGAAAAUGAGUUCAGUGGGGAUGAAGUAAUUUGUGAGAUGGUGGCUUCAAUGCAGCCCAAAUUUAAUAAGUAUUGGGAGGAGUAUUCUGACAUCUUAGCCAUUGCUGCUGUGCUUGAUCCAAGAUUGAAGUUUGCAUGUCUGGAGUAUUGCUUCACAACUUUAGAUGCAUCGACAAGCAAGACAAAAGUGGAUCAUAUUAGGAAGAAGUUGAAGAAGUUGUUUGACGUUUACAAGAAGAACACAAGGAAAAACGUGGCUGGAGCUUCUAGAUCAAACGCUGCACAGACCACUUUACAUGGAUAUGAUGGGUUUUAUGCUUUCAUCUCGCAGAAUGUUGGUAGCAGUGGAAAAUCAGCUUUGGAUAAGUAUCUAGAGAAACCGAUUCUCGACAUGCCUUCCUUGGAGAAGAUGGAUGUUCUCUCCUAUUGUAGAGAGAAUGCCAACAGGUUUAAGGAGCUCUCUGCAAUGGCGUGUGAUGUUCUGAGCAUUCCUAUAACCACGGUGGCUUCAGAAUCUUCAUUCAGCAUUGGAAGUCGAGUUCUGAACAAGUAUAGAAGCUCCCUUCUCCCUUCCAACGUUAGAGCACUGAUUUGUGCAAGGAACUGGCUAAGAGGGUUUGAGUCUUUAGACAGUGAUGAAGUGGAUUUUAAACCCUUGGAGGAAGUUGGAGAAGCAGUUAAUGAAACAGGUCAAGUCUGAGUUUAUGUGGGUUAAGGACUUGGAGGAAGAUGAACUUAUGGAGCUUAGAGUUAUGAACUUAUGGAGUUAUAGUUUGUAAUUUGUAUGCACGUAUGGAAUUAUAGUUUGUAUAAUUGUAUGCACUUAUGGAGUUAUGCUAUGUAUGAACUUAUGGAGUUAUGGUUUGUAUGCACUUAUGAACUUAUGGA
Brassica rapa (field mustard) is the source of this 1559-nucleotide messenger RNA. RefSeq names its product zinc finger BED domain-containing protein DAYSLEEPER-like. NCBI's taxonomy places the organism in Eukaryota, Viridiplantae, Streptophyta, Magnoliopsida, Brassicales, Brassicaceae. Gene Ontology annotation, molecular function: DNA binding; protein dimerization activity. The record is from RefSeq and is a predicted model, not a curated record.